This is a messenger RNA of Merops nubicus (carmine bee-eater), 1516 nucleotides long. Its product is annotated as selenium-binding protein 1-like. The transcript has 12 exons. Gene Ontology annotation, molecular function: selenium binding. The record is from RefSeq and is a predicted model, not a curated record. The annotation marks the transcript as partial. NCBI's taxonomy places the organism in Eukaryota, Metazoa, Chordata, Aves, Coraciiformes, Meropidae.
GGGAGGCUGGAGCAGCCCCAGUGUGGCCAGUGAGGCUGAGGAUGAGCUGGUCCUGCUGAGGAAGGGGCUUUGGCUAGAAAGGGGGUUUCCUGGGCACGCUUGCUGGGUGCCACAAGUGACAGUGGAUGGAGCAACCAACACUGGAGCUGGAGGAGCUCCUAGGGAGGAGGUUGCCUACGUGACCUGCACCUACAGGGAGACAUGCAUUGAGCAGCCUGACUUCUUGGCCACCGUUGAUCUCAACCCCAGAUCUCCAUGUUAUGGCCAGGGGAUCCACCGCCUGCCCAUGCCCAACCUCAAAGACGAGCUGCAUUCCUCGGGGUGGAGUGGUGGCUGCAGCUGCUUGGACAGUGUCCCUGUGAGAAGGAACAAGCUGAUUCUGCCUUGUUUGAUUUCCUCCCGUAUCUACGUGGUGGAUGUGGGUUCCCAGUGCCGGGCUCCCAAGCUGUGUAAGAUGAUCGAGCCCGUGGAUGUCUUCUGGAAGUGCAACAAGGGCUACCUGGCUGUAGUCCGCAGCCUGCCCAACGGGGACAUCUUGAUCGCCAACAUGGGAGAUCCAGCUGGCAAUGGGAAAGGUGGGUUUAUCGUGCUGGAUGGACAGACCCUUGAGCUGAAGGGGAACUGGGAACACGAGUGUGAGGUCCCCCCGACCGGGUGUGACUUCUGGUACCAGCCGCGCCACAACGUCCUGGUCAGCUCCGCUGGCUUUGUCCCCAAAAUUGCAGGACGUGGCUUUAAUCCUGAUGACCUGAAGAAAGGGGUCUUCGGGCGGCGCCUGAACGUCUGGAACUUGUCCUGCCGGACCCUCACCCAGUGCUUUGACCUGGGGGAGGAUUCCCUGCCCCUGAGUGUGAAAUUCCUGCACAACCCUGAUGCUGCUGAGGGCUACGUGAGCUGUGCCCUCAGUGGCAUCAUCUACCGCUUCUACAAGUGCGAGAGGGACUGCUGGGCCGUGGAGGAGGUGAUCCGGAUACCGGCCAAGGAGGUGUCGGGGUGGAUCAUGUGCAAGAUGCCAGCCUUCACAGUCGACCUCGUCAUCUCCAUGGACGACAGGUACCUGUAUGUCAGCAACUGGCUGCAUGGAGACAUCCGCCAGUAUGAGCGGGACAGGGGAAGACAACGGCCACUGCCUCGUUUCUAGGUGUUUGUGGGAGGCAGCAUCCUCAGAGGUGGACCCGUGACUGUGUGUAGAGAUGAAGAACUCAAGUGCCAGCCAGAGCCCCUGGUGGUCAAGUGCAAGAGGAUCUACGGUGGACCCUGCAAAAUGCAGCUCAGCCUGGAUGGCAAGAGGCUGUACGUCACCAACUCCUUCUACAGCACCUGGGACAAGCAGUUCUACCCCAACGUGGUCAGGGAAGGCUCUGUCAUGCUCCAGAUUGAUGUGGACACAGAGAAGGGAGGCCUGACAGUCAACAAGAACUUCCUGGUGGACUUUGGAAAGGAACCCCACGGGCCUUGCCUUGCCCAUGACAUCCACUUCCCUUCUGGAGACUCCACCUCUGAAAUCUCAGCCUAG